Cephus cinctus (wheat stem sawfly) is the source of this 1192-nucleotide messenger RNA. It is a transcript of the gene Echs1, whose product is annotated as probable enoyl-CoA hydratase, mitochondrial. Gene Ontology annotation, biological process: fatty acid beta-oxidation. Lineage: Eukaryota; Metazoa; Arthropoda; Insecta; Hymenoptera; Cephidae. Gene Ontology annotation, cellular component: mitochondrion. Bases 134 to 1021 code for a protein of 295 amino acids. The transcript is spliced from 7 exons. The record is from RefSeq and is a predicted model, not a curated record. Gene Ontology annotation, molecular function: enoyl-CoA hydratase activity.
CGGUGGCGCUACUGACCAUAUUGUUAUCAGCUGGAGACAGUCAAUUCGUAAGAAGUCAUUUGAUUACUGAUUAAAGGUUGCUGCCUUUUAGUAGAUAGUUAACGUUUGGUCUAUUUUCGUGAAGAACGGCAUCAUGGCAGCUACGACAGUUGCUCGUCUCUUGUUCAAUCGUGGAACACAAAGUCUCAGAAAUACACGACAAAUAGGUCCAAUCAUCAAAUUCUAUUCCAGCCAAACGCCGAACUAUGAACACAUAAAGAUUGAGCCGGUGGGAGAAAAGAAGAAUGUCGGCCUAAUUACUCUAAAUAGACCGAAGGCUCUGAACGCUCUUUGCGACAAAUUGAUGGUUGAGAUAAAUGAUGCCAUUUCUAAGUUCGAUGCCAAUGAAAGUAUUGGAGCCGUCGUCAUCACUGGAAGUGAAAGAGCUUUCGCAGCUGGUGCUGAUAUCAAGGAGAUGGUAAACACAAGUUAUGCACAGUGCAUUGGUGAAAAUUUUCUGGCCUAUUGGGAUGGUGUCAGCAGAGCCAGGAAGCCAAUAAUUGCUGCAGUCAACGGCUACGCCCUGGGUGGCGGCUGCGAGCUGGCUAUGAUGUGUGACAUUAUUUAUGCUGGUGACAAAGCGAAAUUCGGCCAACCAGAAAUCGCCCUUGGUACGAUACCUGGUGCAGGUGGUACUCAGAGACUGACCAGAGCAGUAGGCAAGAGUAAAGCAAUGGAGCUUGUAUUAACGGGAAAUCAAAUAACAGCAGAGGAAGCUGAAAAAAGUGGUCUCGUGAGUAAAGUAUUUCCGGCGGAUCAGGUUGUACCAGAAGCCAUUAAACUUGGAGAGAAGAUAGCUUCUCAUUCUCAGCUGAUCGUUGGCAUGGCUAAGGAGGCUGUGAAUACAGCUUAUGAAACCACACUCAGUGAAGGUUUGCACUUCGAGAGGCGUUCAUUCCACGGAACAUUUGCCACGUCCGACAGGAAGGAAGGUAUGACGGCUUUCGCGGAGAAGCGUCCACCAAAAUUCACAAACCAAUAAAAUGAAAAGCCACGGAGGAGUACAGCAGAAAAAAUCAAAAUGGUCUAUACAAAGUUUUGUUUUUAUGAGAAACAAAAUAUUUUUUAUACACGUUAUACUUAAUGUCUGAAUUAUAGCAGUUGACCUUAAUGUGUUAAGUGUCUUAAUUAAAAGUAAGGUUAGAAAUAGUAA